AGCAGAUGGACUACAUAACCGCGCGUAUGUGUAACAUUACGGCGCGCACCUGCGUGCGCUUCUUCCCGCGCACCAACGAGCGCGACUACCUGGCCAUUGUUAGCCACACCGGGUGUUGGUCGUUCGUGGGACGCCAAGGCGGCAAGCAGCUCCUGUCGCUGCAGAUCCUUAAUAAAAACGGCCAGAGCUGCCUCAACGGGACUAUUGUCGAACACGAGCUCUUACACGCAUUAGGUUUUGUACACGAGCACACUCGCCUCGACCGCGACACCUACAUCAAAAUCGACCUGGACAACGUCGAGCCACUGUACCGCGAGCAGUUCGGCAAGUACGCGCGGCAGUUCGUCAGCAUCAUCCCGUACGACGUGCACUCGGUGAUGCACUACAGCAGCGCCACCUUCGCCCUCAACUUGACCCUGCCCGUCAUCACCAUCGUGCAGCCCAUCAACGCCACCACCGUCAAUGUGACCACGCUGCUCAUCGCGCCGGCGCUGGCCUUGAGCGAGCUGGACAUUCAGCGCAUCAACGAGCUGUACGGCUGUACGCCGCGGCCGCAUGUUAGCGGCGGGACGACCACCGUUGCGCCGGUCAACACCACCGUCUCCUGCGUUGAUCCUUUGUUGACCGGCAAUGAUGACCUCCCGGAUCCAACCGCCGCUGACACCUGUGAGCUGUUCGGGGCGGCCACCGGCGCCGGUGUUGGAUGACCUUUGCACAUCUACAAACGAGUAAAUACUGCACAGUGGAAUCUAUUUAAAAAAACGUUUCUGCUAAAUUAACUUCGACAAAAGUGUAAUAAAUUCUCGGAUUAUUCGA
Paramacrobiotus metropolitanus is the source of this 816-nucleotide messenger RNA. Its product is annotated as hatching enzyme 1.2-like. The transcript has 7 exons. Bases 6 to 707 code for a protein of 233 amino acids. Gene Ontology annotation, biological process: proteolysis. Gene Ontology annotation, molecular function: metalloendopeptidase activity; zinc ion binding. The record is from RefSeq and is a predicted model, not a curated record. Lineage: Eukaryota; Metazoa; Tardigrada; Eutardigrada; Parachela; Macrobiotidae.